UUAGCGGAAACCACGUGAUUAGGGUCCCACACAUGCUUCCUUUGGCAGCUGGCAUGGUUUCUAUUCGCUAAUGUCUGUUUAUUUUUCUCAAUAAUUAUCCUUUUUCCAUUUUUAAAAUGUCAGGCAAACGGGAACUAAAAAUUAACACAAAGUUUGCUCAGAAAUAUGACAAAUACCGACAGAAAGAAGAGCUGCAGAAACUUAAGGACAGAUUUGGGGACAAAAACGACGGGAGAGACUCGGACUCUUCGGGGUCCAGCUCAGACAACAGUGAAGUGGAGCUGGAUCCCACCGUCGAGAGGGACUUCUACAGGAUCCUGUCGCUGCUGAAAAAAAAAGACCCGAAGAUCUACGAGAAAGACGCCAAGUUCUACUCUGAAGACACUUCUCACAGCGAUGAGAAGCCUUCAACCUCGAAGAAAGCUGCAGUGAAACCCAUGUUCCUCAAGGACUAUGAGCGGGCAGUCAUCCUGGAGAAGGAGGGGAAAUACGAAGAUGAUGAUGACAGCGAUGAAGAGGAAGCUGCAGAGAGAAGACAGAGAGCGGCUUCUCCCAGCUACAUCCAGGAGCAGCGGGAGCUGAAAGCCAGCUUCCGCAAGUUUGUUGAGGACAGCGACGAUGAGGAUGACGAUGAGGAAGGAGGAACGUCGACGCUGCUGACAAGGAGGAUGAAGACGCAGGAGGAGAAGGAUGAAGAGGAGGCGGACUUUGUGGAUUGGCUGAAAGGCCAGGCAGAGCUGGAGGGGGGAGAGGAGGUGAAGGACAUGAAGUACUUAAGAGACUACUGGAACAACCCGCAGCUGGAGGAGAAGGAGCGCUUCCUCAGAGACUAUGUGCUUAACAAGGGCUACCUGAACGAAGAGGAUGAUGAUGAAGAGCGGAUCCCGACCUACGAUGAGGUGGUUCAGGAGGACGUGGACGACUCUGAGGAGGAGGGCGAGUCUUUUCUGGAACGCCAGGAAGACUUUGAGAGAAGCUACAACUUCCGCUUCGAAGAGCCCGACUCGGAACGCGUGAAGACCUAUCCUCGGAACAUCGCCACGUCCGUGCGCUCCAAGGACGACUCCAGGAAGCGCAAGAGAGAGGAAGUGAAAGAGAGGAAGCAAAAGGAGAAGGAGCAGAAGCGCGAGCAGCUGAAGCAGCUGAAGAACCUGAAGAGGAACGAGAUCAUGGAGAAGCUGAAGCAGCUGCAGGAGCUGACGGGAAACGAGCAGCUGGCUUUCAGCCAGGAGGACCUGGAGGGAGACUUUGAUCCGAAGCAUCACGAUCGGCUCAUGCAGAAAUUCUUUGGCGAUGAAUACUACGGCGAGGAGGAAGAAGAGAAGCCGCAGUUUGAGGAUGAUGAUGAAAUGGAAGAUCGCUGGAAUUGGGACACUUGGACUGGAGAAGACCAAGAAGAGGACUAUGCAGAGGAAGACUACAACGGGGAGGCGUCUGGACCUCACUGUGAUGACGAAGACUUCAUUAUGGAUGCAGACUAUGACCCCAGCCAACACUCUGCAUCCAAGAAGAUUAAGAAGAAGGAGAGGAAGAAGAAGAUGAAGAAGGAGGAUCUGCCAUUGAUGGGCAAAAAGAGGAAGAAGUCCCACUUUGCAGAUGUGGUGACUCAGAAGAAGCCGGUGUUUGAUCCCAAGGAGAAGACCUUUGAGCAGUACCUGGAUGAGUACUACAAACUGGACUACGAGGACAUCAUCGACGAUCUUCCCUGCAGGUUUCGCUACAGACAGGUGGUCCCCAACGACUUUGGUCUGACCACAGAGGAGAUUUUAAGCGCAAACGACAAAGAGCUGAACCGCUGGUGCUCCCUGAAGAAGACCUGCAUGUUCAGGUCGGAAAAGGAGGAAUUGAGCGACUUGAAAAAUUAUAAAAUCAAAGCAGGAAAUGAAAGAAAGAAGAAGGAAAUCCUGAGUUCAGUUUAUACAGAACAAGAUGAAGAUGCGGAGGACGCCAAGACGAAGGUGGGGAAGAAGCGAAGAGAUCGCCUGAUGAACGCAGAACACGGAAAUGCAGAAGACGACUCUGCUAAGGAGGCGUUGGAGAGCCUUCAGCAGGAAGAGGACGGCGCAGAGGAGGAGGAGGAGGAGAUCCUCAUACCUAAGAAAAAGAUAAAGACGGAAGCACAAGAGGAGGCGGAUCAACCGACCCAAGCGAGAAACAGAACUGACAGGCCAAAAUGGUCCGGGAAGAAGCAGAAGCGCUCAGGCCGCCGCCUCCUGUCUGCAGGCGUGGGGGUGAGGAUCGGCGGGCGGGAGUUCAGUCGGCAGCGGCUGAAGGCUUACGGCCUGAACCCCAAAAGACUGUACUUCAGACAGCUGGGCCGGCAGAGACGGAAAACCCAGGAGAAGAAACUGAAGCAGAAACACAAAGAGUGAACUCAGACGUCUGCGCACAUCCAGCUUUUAGAAACAUCCGCUUCAUGUUUUUGUUUUGCUGUUUUUUCCCUUUGGAGUUUUAACUCAAUGAAACUGUUGUGUCAUAAAGACAAAAUGAUCAUAUACCUCUGAUAAAACGGAACAAGAAAAACGUUUGUUUCCUUCACUUCUUCCUGUUGUGGAAACGCAAACAUCUGCAGAGUUCAAACCACAACGAUUUAGUCUUUACCUCUGGAAACACGGGAAACUUUCUGACACCACUAUGCAGCUAAAAAUAACCCCCGCCUGCCUUAUGUGGGUGAUUUUAUUUUUAUUUUUUUCCACGUUUUUCAAGAAUAUAAAAAGGAAACCACAUCAAAA
Oryzias latipes (Japanese medaka) is the source of this 2732-nucleotide messenger RNA. It is a transcript of the gene kri1, whose product is annotated as KRI1 homolog. Lineage: Eukaryota; Metazoa; Chordata; Actinopteri; Beloniformes; Adrianichthyidae. Gene Ontology annotation, biological process: endonucleolytic cleavage in ITS1 to separate SSU-rRNA from 5.8S rRNA and LSU-rRNA from tricistronic rRNA transcript (SSU-rRNA, 5.8S rRNA, LSU-rRNA). Gene Ontology annotation, cellular component: nucleolus; 90S preribosome. The record is from RefSeq and is a predicted model, not a curated record.